AUGCAUUCCAUACUCGAUAAUUACCUUAAUGUGUAUGAUAAUUGUACUCAGAUUCUAAACAGGCAUUUCCUUUCGCAUUUAUAUGAUCAUAUUUCAUCUAUUCAAGAAAUCAUCAAAUUCAAUUGUAAUAAAUAUCUAUUCUGCGAAACUAGUUUUAGAUCAAUUUCAUUUGCUGUAAAUAUUGAUGAUGAAAACUUCAAUCAAAUUGCAUAUAUCUACAUCAAGCACAAGAGAACCAAUGUUUAUGAUAUUAUUUCUCUUAAACUUGAAACAGCUACAAAGCGUGAUGACAUUAUUAACUUUUUAGUCACAGAUUCCCAAGAAGAAUUUCGAAAGCAUAAAUUUAAAUAUCUCGAUGUUUUCUUGAAUCACAAACUAAAUAUCCAAGUUGCGACUGUAGUACCAUUAUUUAACGCCAUAAUGAAAAAUACUAGUCCGUACAAGGAAAAACAUAGGCUAUAUUUUGUUUAUACCCAAAAAACAGAAAAAAAUUUCAAUAUGACUUUUAUUGCCUUAGAACAAAUCGACGAAAAUGGUGAACGUGGGGAACCAUUUUAUUGCAAUGCGACAAAUAUUUAUAAACUUUCUGAAGUUAAAUUUACACAAUCUUGGAUUCCUCUUAAUAAAUACGAAUAUUACCUCUAUAGUUUCAUUCAACCAUAUUUAGCAACAAAUGAAGAAACAAAGACACAUAAAAAUUGCAAAUAUCAACAAAUUCCAGAUAAUCAUCUUAAAAUUGAUUAA
Molecule: messenger RNA, 744 nt
Organism: Trichomonas vaginalis G3
Lineage: Eukaryota; Parabasalia; Trichomonadida; Trichomonadidae
Exons: 1
Coding region: 1-744 (247 amino acids)
Source: RefSeq, a predicted model, not a curated record